AUGUCACUCUUCCAGCACAUCGAAACCCCUGUUAUCACAUAUGAGCAGCCUUUGGGACUGUUUAUCAACAAUGAGUUCGUCAAGGGCGUGGAAGGGAAAACCUUCGAGACUAUCAACCCUCAUAACGAGAAGUCUAUUGUAGCCGUACACGAGGGGACAGCAAAGGAUGUCGAUAUUGCUGUGAAAGUUGCUCGCGAUGCACUGAACGGAGAGUGGAAGCAAGUCACACCAUCUGAGCGUGAUCGUCUCCUCACUCGUCUAGCAGACUUACUGGAACGCGAUAUCGAAAUCUUGGCCGCUAUCGAAGCCCUCGAUAAUGGCAAGGGUGUGACAAUGGCUAAAAACGAUGUUAACGCCUCCGCGGGGUGCAUACGCUACUAUGGUGGCUGGUCAGACAAGAUUUUUGGCCAAACGAUUGACACCGAUACCAAUAGCUUGACCUAUACCCGCCAUGAACCAGUGGGCGUCUGUGGCCAAAUUAUUCCGUGGAACUUCCCGCUUCUGAUGUUUGCCUGGAAAAUUGGCCCUGCUCUUGCUACGGGAAAUACCAUCGUUAUGAAAACGGCUGAGCAGACACCUCUUUCGGCGCUUUAUGUGGCUAAGCUUAUCAAAGAAGUGGGAUUCCCCCCUGGCGUGGUGAAUGUUAUUUCAGGAUUCGGAAGAACUGCAGGCGCGGCGAUUGCCUCGCAUAUGGAUAUUGAUAAGGUCGCUUUCACUGGGUCGACCCUGGUUGGUCGUCAGAUCAUGAAAGCAGCGGCAGACAGCAAUUUGAAGAAGGUAACCCUGGAACUAGGUGGCAAGUCACCAAACAUCAUUCUUCCAGAUGCAAACUUGGAGGAAGCUAUCGAAUGGGUCAACCUAGGCAUUUUCUUCAAUCAUGGACAGUGCUGCUGUGCAGGCUCGCGCAUUCUUGUUCACGAAGCUAUUUAUGACGAGUUCCUACAGCUUUUCAAGAAGCGAGCAGAGCAAAAUAAGGUCGGAGACCCGUUCCAUGCAGAGACCUUCCAGGGACCGCAGGUGUCGCAGGUCCAAUAUGACCGGAUCAUGACCUAUAUCGAGGAGGCAAAGGGUGCAGGAGCCAAGGUAGUCACAGGUGGCGACCGUCAUGGCACCGAAGGAUACUACAUCCAACCCACAAUCUUUGCUGAUGUACACGAGCACAUGACAAUUGUGAAGGAAGAGGUCUUCGGACCUGUGUGCACGGUACAGAAGGUCCACAGUGAAGAGGAGGCUAUUCAGGUGGCCAAUACCACAAACUACGGCUUGGCCGCCGCUGUCCAUACCACGAAUAUCAACACUGCCAUCAGAGUAUCAAACGCCAUCAAAGCAGGAACUGUGUGGGUCAACAAUUACAACACCCUUCACUACCAAAUGCCAUUUGGUGGCUUCAAAGAAUCGGGAUUGGGCCGAGAGCUUGGAUCAUAUGCUCUAGACAACUACACUGAGGUGAAGACCGUCCGUGUGCACCUGUCCCGGGCGUAA
Molecule: messenger RNA, 1482 nt
Organism: Penicillium paradoxum
Lineage: Eukaryota; Fungi; Ascomycota; Eurotiomycetes; Eurotiales; Aspergillaceae
Product: aldehyde dehydrogenase family protein
Exons: 4
Coding region: 1-1482 (493 amino acids)
Molecular function (GO): aldehyde dehydrogenase (NAD+) activity
Source: RefSeq, a predicted model, not a curated record